This is a messenger RNA of Urocitellus parryii (Arctic ground squirrel), 2541 nucleotides long. RefSeq names its product ATPase H+ transporting V1 subunit C2 (gene Atp6v1c2). Lineage: Eukaryota; Metazoa; Chordata; Mammalia; Rodentia; Sciuridae. Gene Ontology annotation, molecular function: proton-transporting ATPase activity, rotational mechanism. Gene Ontology annotation, biological process: proton transmembrane transport. Gene Ontology annotation, cellular component: lysosomal membrane; vacuolar proton-transporting V-type ATPase, V1 domain. The record is from RefSeq and is a predicted model, not a curated record.
GUCGUCUUCACUCGCGGUGGGCCCCGCUCCAUCGUGGGGCUGGAGACCGGGCCAAGCUCUCCGGCACCACCCAGAGGCCCAGCCCGCGCGCAUCGGGCUCGGGGAAGCUUCGACGCGUCUGGCCGGGACCGCGUCCCCUCUCCGCCAAGGCCCAGACGGAGCCCAGCGCCUGCUACUCGAGCCGCUGGCCCCGGCCCGGCGCGACCGCGGGAGGCAGGCGGCCCGUAUGCAAAUGUCCCGCGGGGGCCGGGGGACGCCUCCAGCGCCCGGGAUAAAAGGCGGAGUGAGGCGCGCGGGGCCGCAGAAGUCGCUGCCUCCCGGGAGCCUGCCGUGCGCUCAGGCCCCCGCGCCCCUGCCCGCAGCCCCGACAGCGCGGUCCUCCCCGCGGCCCCCGACAGUGACUGGGAAACAGAAGACUGGAAACAUGUCCGAGUUUUGGUUGAUUUCGGCCCCUGGUGAUAAGGAGAAUUUACAAGCGCUGGAGAGGAUGAAUACUGUAACCUCCAAGUCCAACCUGUCCUACAACACCAAAUUUGCUAUUCCUGACUUCAAGGUGGGGACCUUGGAUACUCUUGUUGGUCUCUCUGAYGAGUUGGGGAAACUCGAUACCUUUGCUGAAAGCCUCAUCAAGAGAAUGGCUCAGAGUGUAGUGGAGGUCAUGGAGGACUCCAAGGGGAAGGUCCAGGAGAACCUGCUGGCCAACGGAGGUGUGAAGGAGAACAUGAAAUGUCUCAAGAUUGACCUGACAUCCUUUGUGACCCAUUUUGAAUGGGACAUGGCCAAAUACCCUGCGAAGCAGCCGCUGGUGAACGUGGUGGACACUCUAGCCAAGCAACUGGCACAGAUCGAGUCRGACCUGAAGUCCCGCACGGCAGCCUACAGCGCCCUGAAGACGACCCUGGAGAACCUGGAGAAGAGGUCCACGGGGAACCUCUUCACUCGGACACUGAGUGACAUUGUGAGCAAAGAAGACUUUGUGCUGGACUCAGARUAUCUCGUCACACUUCUGGUCAUCGUCCCCAAGCCAAGCUAUGCACAGUGGAGGAAGACCUAUGAAUCCCUCUCGGACAUGGUGGUCCCCAGGUCGACCAAACUGAUUGCCGAGGACAACGAGGGUGGCCUCUUCACAGUGACUCUAUUUCGAAAAGUGAUUGAUGAUUUCAAAAUCAAAGCCAAAGAGAACAAGUUCACUGUUCGUGAAUUUUUCUAUGAUGAGAAAGAAAUUAAAAGGGAAAGGGAAGAGAUGACCAGGUUGCUGUCKGAUAAGAAGCAACAGUAUGGCCCCCUGCUGCGCUGGCUCAAGGUGAACUUCAGCGAGGCCUUUGUUGCCUGGAUUCACAUCAAGGCCCUCAGAGUGUUUGUGGAGUCCGUGCUCAGGUACGGGCUGCCAGUGAACUUCCAGGCAGUGCUCCUGCAGCCUCACAAGAAGUCAGCCACCAAACGCUUGAGGGAGGUGCUGAACUCUGUCUUCCGGCACCUGGAUGAAGUGGCGGCAGCAAGUAUCCUGGAUGCGUCUGUGGAGAUCCCUGGGCUGCAACUCAGUAACCAAGACUACUUCCCCUACGUCUACUUCCACAUUGACCUCGGCCUUCUUGACUAGGAAGGCCAGCGGGCACAGCUGGCUUCACAGGCAGGCUGUGGGUGCAGACACCGCUUUCUCUAAGGCAAAGGAUGAAGUCCUACAGAACUGUGAUUUUCAGAGAAAGUGCUCACAAAAGUUAGUUACAGUGUAUUUAUUUUUUUAAGUUACAAUAAAAUGCUCAGUCCUUUGAAGUCUCUUAUGUUCUAACAUAAUUCAAAACUUGAUUUUUUUUCUGAGUUAUGUAAAUCUGAACGACCUAUAAUGUGGUAACCUGCUGCUUUCAUGUUUCCUGUAGCACAGGAACAAACUAAGUUCUAAGGGAGAUCAGUAGGAACAUAAAAUACCUUGAGCUAACUGUAUAACCAGGUAUCCUAACAAAUGGUCACUGGUGACAGCCCAAAGACAAAUUUGGGAGCAGGAGAAGCAGAUCUCAUCUGACAAGCAAGUUCCCUUGUGCACUCUGCAUUGUGGGCAUCCCAAGGCAGCAUUUGAGUCAAAGAGGUCUUGUUUUCCGUUUUAAAAAAGGUUCAUGGGGAGGAAGAGCCAGGGUCAUCAGUUCAUGACAUUAAUUUACUGCUGAACAUCAGACUCUGUAUGAUGUGGACACUAAUUUCAUACAUGUAUUGGCAUUGUCCAAAAUAUCAUUUUAUUCUUUAAUGGAAAAAGCCAUUGAUAUUCAAAUGAAGGAAUCACAUUUAAAAAACCUAUAUAUAAGAAACAGCCUCCAAGAACAUUCAAGCAGCCAUCAGGGGGAGGGAAAAUGUUUCUACAGCCCAGUUUUCUUCAAAAUAUUAUGUGAGAAUACAAUCCAAUUCACUGGCUACAACAAUUCAUAGAAUUUUUCAAAGUUUUCUUGAGAUGCAAAAGCUCACUGUCGCAGUGCUUUCAAAUGACCAAUCAAGUGUUACUUCCUGGUUAAAAAGGCCACUGGUAGAUUAGUCGGAUUGUAAAGAACGUUC